Messenger RNA from Podarcis lilfordi (Lilford's wall lizard), 21396 nucleotides. NCBI's taxonomy places the organism in Eukaryota, Metazoa, Chordata, Lepidosauria, Squamata, Lacertidae. The record is from the annotation of a GenBank genome assembly.
GAAGGUGGGUGGAGCCCGGGAGGGAAGGCGCUGGAGUUGAAGUUCCGCGCAGGCAGCGGGAAAGAAGAAGCAGCAGCAGCUUCGGCUGCGGGAGAAGUUUCGUCGAGCCGCGGCCGUGGUCGGGAUGGAAUGGGGCAGCGGGGCGUCGCUGGCGCAGGAGCUCCGGCGCUGGGCGGCCGAGGAGAUGCAGCUCCCGCCGGACAGAAUCCCCUCCGAGAGUGCGGCCCGCCGGUGGGUGACAUUCGGCCCUCUCCUGCCUCAGACCCGCGCCCGCCAGGCGGCUCCCUGGAGUAUAUUUCAAAAACGCCAGCAAAGCGAGUACCUCUGAGCAUGUGCAGAGUUCAGGGCCUUACGCCCUCUGGUGACCCAGUUGCUGGGAAUCUGGCGGGCAGGGGGCUGUUGCUUGCAGGUCUUGCUUGCAGGUUUAUUUUAUUGCAUGUAGAAUUUGAAAGGACCCUUUUCUUUUGCUCGAACCCACAACCCUGAGUCUUACGCUCCACCGGCUGACCUAUCCCACCUUUUCCUCCAAGCUGAAGGUGGCAUACGCAGUUUUCCCCCACCCCGCCUCAUUUAAUCUCCACAACGACCCUGUGAGGUAGGUUAGGCUGAGAGGCAGUGUGUGGCCCAAAGCCAGAUUCGGUGGGGAUUUGAACCCAGGUCUGAAAGGUCAUAGUUCAGUACUCUAACCACUACACCAUGCUGGCUCUCUGGUUUCCACAGGCAUCUGGUCGGCCACUGUGAUAACAGGAUGUUAUGCUAGGUGGGCCAUUGGACUGAUCCACCAGGGCUCUUCUCUUAGAUUUACAGGACCUUCGUUGGCUUAAGUCUGCCCUCAGCCAGCAGGGAGGAGGAUGGGGAGAAAACUAGAAUCGACUGAAACAAAAUAAAAUAAAAAAAUUCCUUCCAGUAGCACCUUUAGAGAUCAACUAAGUUAGUUAUUGGUAUGAGCUUUCGUGUCAAUAACUAACUUAGUCGGUCACUAAGGUGCUACUGGAAGGAUUUUAUUUUAUUUUAUUUAUUUUGUUUUGUUUCGACUAUGGCAGACCAACACGGCUACCUGCCUGUAACUAGAAUCGGCUGAGUCCAUCUAUCACUGACUCUGCUUCUGCCUGCUGUGGGUCUCCCUAUUUUCCAUUCUACCCGUCCUAAUGGGGCUCUGGCUGCAACGCUUGGGCCUGAUGGGUGUUAGAAGGCUGCACCUGUAAUGUUUUCUUCCAACAAUGUCUGUCUUAGAAUUCAAGUCUCUUCUAAGCAGAUUAAUUCCACAUUUCCCCCUGUUUAACCCAGUUGUGUACAGCAGAGAUAAAAAUUGUCCAUCAGAAUCUGAAACCUUACAUAAAAUGCCUGCUCAAACAAAAAUACCGUAUUUUUCGCUCUAUAACACGCACCCAACCAUAACACACACGUAGUUUUUAGAGGAGGAAAACAAGGGAAAAAAAUAUUCUAAAUGAAAAAGUGGAUGUAUGAUUUUUGUGGUUCAUGCUGUGGCCACAGACAUGUGAUCUGACAGUGAGUUUGGAGUAGCCCAAUGCAAAAAUCCUGAGGAUCCAUGUGGAUCCAUGCUUUGUAACCACAUUUUUGCACCACUGCGGCUCCAGGCAACAGUGGGUGCGUGAUUUUUUUGGUGCAAGAUGUAGCCAUGGACAUGCUAUGUGAUCUGAUGGUGAAUUUGGGGUGACCCAGUGCAAAAAUCCUGAGGAUCCAUGUGGAUCCGUGCUUUGUAACCACGUUUUAAGUGGGGAGGGAAGGAAAAGCACUCAAGGGACAAGGAGCACGCGUGGGGUGUGUGGAGAAUGAUGCUGCUAAUAAUGAAGAAGAGGGGUAUAAGGGGAGAAGGCUCCUCUCCUCUCCAGCUUUGCUCCUUUAAAGAAGCAGGCUCUCUGUCCCUCUCUCCGCCCCACUCAGCGGCUCUUCUCCCGCUUUGCUGUUUCAAAGCGAGGCACGGAGGAGGGAAGGAAGGGGAACCAUGGAUCCUCUGCUCACGACUGCAGCAGAUCCCCCCCGCCACCCGUAGGCAUUUCCCUCCAUAACACGCACAGACAUUUCCCCUUUCUAGGAGGAAAAAAGUGAGUGUUAUGGUGCAAAAAAUACGGUAGUCCUUGCCAAGCACUGGACGUUCAGGGGGAGGGGAGAGAGGCCUACUGAAAUGGGCCCACAAUUCUGAACGUGCAGGUGGGUCUAAGCCAUGGGGGAUCGCUAACAGCGCUUCCCGCAAAGACCUCCUCGGCCAGGCACCGAUAUAACGAAUUGAGUAGACCUUAAGGGAUUCUGGUCCCAAGUUAUUAAAGGCUUUGUAAAUUAAUCCAAGAGCCUAGAACUUUGCCCAGAAGCAUAUGGGCAGCAGUGGAGUUACAUGCUGGUUGCAUGUAACAGAUUGUAUGUUAGUCGCUCUGGAAGCCUUUAUGGCUUAUGAGUGGGACAUAAAUGCUUUCCUUCCUUUCCCCUACUCUCUAGGAUGUGCUCAGGUCAGUGUGCUGAGAUCUGGAAAUUCGUCAUCCAGCAUGUUCGCCACCAAAGGUAAGAAGCUAAAUGGUUGUGUUCAGGAGAAGCACUGAGAGGCUGGCGAGUUAGAAUUUGGCUUUUUGUUUUCCCCACAGUGGGGAGCUGGUAGAUGUCGGCUGGACUUCAUGCUGGCUUCGGCCGGUGGGAAUUGGAGUCCAGCACACAACUUGGAGGGCCACAGGCUCCCCGUCUCUCAGGUGAAGCUGUCCACAUUCAGCAGUUCUUUGGCCAGAGGAAUUUUGCUACUCCUGGGAUCCUGUUUGCGUUCAUGGGACGUCUUGGGAAGCAGAUGGGCUGAAACAGCCAGCUUUUGUUAUUGGCUCUGUUCUCAUGCCUUUAGUGCUAGGCUGAGAUACUUAGAAUUAUGGAGUUGGAAGGGACACUGAGGGUCAUCUAGUCCAACCCCCUGCAAUGCAGGAAUCUCAGCUAAAGUAGCCAUGACAUAUGGCCAUCCAGCCUCUGCUUAGAAACCUCCAAGGAAGGAGAGUCCACAACCUCCCAAGGGAGUCUGUUCCACUGUCAAACAGCUCUUGCUGUCAGAAAAUUAUUCCUGAUGUUUAGUCAGAAUCUCCCUUCUUGUAACCUGAAGCCAGUGGCGCAAGUCCUACCCUCCAGAGCAAAAGAAAGCAAGCUUGCUCCAUCUUCCAUGUGACAGCCCUUAAGAUAUUGAAGAUGGCUAUCAUAUCUCCUCUCAGUCUCCUCUUUACAUGCUAAACAUACUCAAUUCCUUCAAUCAUUCCUCAUAAGGUUUGGUUUCCAGACCCUUGGUCACCUUCCUCUGCACAUGUUCCACUUUGAAAUUGGGGUGACAGUAUUUUUUGGCACAGAGAUCAAGUAGUGGGGGAUACAAUGCACUUCAUUGACUUGAUUUUUCUCUUUGUUGAUACUGUAGGACCGUAAAGAAGAUCCGGGGCAAUUUGCUAUGGUAUCCUUUUUGUGGGCAUUUUCCUUCAGCGUGCCACACCUUCUUCUGCUAAGAGUUAUCCCUCCUCUUUUUUUCACCCUUUGCAACAGUGGUGUGGCAAGCAAAGUUCAGCAGUGGGCAAGUUCCUUUGCCGUUGUGCUGUAGCUCAGUGGUAGAGCAUCUGCUUUGCAUGCAGAAAGUCCCAGGUUCAAUUCCUGGCAUCUCCAGGUCGGGCUGGGAGAGGACCCUGCCAGAAACCCUGGAGAGCUGCUGCCAGUCAGAGUAGACAGUUCUGAGCUAGAUAGCCCUGUGGGCUGACUUGGUGUAAGGCAACUUUCUGUGUUCCUCCCCUUUAUCUGCUUCUCCAUGCAGGAGGAAGCAGCACCGGUUGGAUUUCUGCAGUGUAUUUCCUUUUUAUAAUCUGCCAUUCCUCCAAGUGGAUGCACAGUUCUUUCCGCCACUCCCUUCUUAUCCCACCAAUCCUAUGAGGGAGACUAGGCAGACUUCUGCCUGUGUUUGUUGUCAUUUUGGCACCAGGAUAGGACUUUUAUACUUUCCCAAACCUUUGCAUUUUUAAGUGUUGGGGUUUUUUUGCCUUCUGCCUAUACCUUCAGUAGCCUGACAUCCAAAAAUUCAGCAGGUGAAGCUUUGCCCACUAUUUCUUUCAUGCCAGGGAUGUAUUACCUGCUUAAUUUGUAUGCCUGGCUGUGGUUAAAAGAACAGCAGCAGAGGCACUCUUCCCCACUCCCCCAAAAAAGAGGCAGCCCUACUCUAGAGGGCUGUAGAACAACCUUUCUGUAGAACAACCUUUGUGCCACUGCCUUCUUCAUCAGUAUUACUCCAAAUGAUGAACUUUUUCCUGUUUUCUGACUUCUGUCAAAACACAUUGCUUACAACUGCACCACAGUUUACUGUGUUAUAAACAAGCCUAGCCUCUUGCUGAGCUCCCACGCUCCCCCCUUCUGCUGCCUUGCCACAUCCAUGAAAAGGGCUUUGGUGUUUCAUGAAUCGCAGCUUGGCAUCUCAUCCAGACCCAGCAAACUAUGGUUGAUCUUAACAUACAAUUUGUUUGAAAGACAUCAAACCAUGGUUUACAAAGCUGGCAUUUUCAACACACCAUUGUUAAGAUCAACCACAGCUUAGGAUGUUGAUGUAACCACUGAAUUGUGAUUAUUCAUCAGAAUCAGAAGCUUCCAGACUUUUUAAAAAAAUGGCUAUUUACCUCAAGGGAUGGAAGUGGGAGCACACCUGCAGCAGAGAAAACUGGGUUCUGUGCUUGUUGGCUUCUUAUGACUUCUGGACGUAGUUGUUGUAGCGACUAAAGAAAAAUGGGAAACUGUUGGUUUUCUUAACCCGAACCUUUCAUGUAGGUAUCGGCAGAUGGAGGAGACUGAGGUGAGAGAUCAAUAUACUGGGAGGGAUUUGGGUGUUGCUGUUUCUCCGUGUGGCUUGGGCUUUGUAAUCUGUGGGGAGGGGGCUGCCUUUAGGAUGGGGAGGGGGAGAACUUGGAGAUAGAGGCCACAUUCAAACCCUACGUUUGUGGGAUAGUGGGGCAGGGAGGAGGGUUGCCUUAUGUCUAUGAGUAUUUUGGGCAAAUGAGGUGUGAGUGAGCUUAAAUGUGCCACGGCAGAGUUCCACCCUGGCAGGGCUGGUGUUUUUCUCCCCAGGGCAAGCCCAGCAGUUCAGAAUCAGAGAAGGAGCGCCGUAAGCAGCUGGUCCAAGACAUCUCCCGUCUGCGGGGGGAGCUGCAGCAGCUGGACUUGCAGAUUGAAUCAGCACAGCAUGAACUCGUGGCAGAUGGUGAGAGGGAAGACGUUGGCUCAAUGGUCAUAAGGACUAGAACCUUGAGUUGUUUUAAAACAUAAAGAAGGCCAAAACUAAUGCCUAUUCAAGCACUUGUGCAGAGAUCCCAAAGUUGCGAGGGGGUACCCACACAGCCCAAUUUGUGAUGCGCCCUUGCUCUCGUCUGGUCUCUCAGAGGUCGCCCUGGAGACGGCGCAGGAGGAGAUCUGGGAUGCCAAGCGCCGCAGCUUGCUGCUCAAGGCGUACUCUGCCCGGGUCACAGCAGAGCGUCAGCAACUGCAAGCGAGAGCGGCAAAAGUCGGAGGCCGUCUGGAGCAGCUGCAAGAGAUGGAGAGGUAGAGUCCCCCAUUUCCAGUCUCUUGGAUAGGCAGGGCACAUUUGUCCAGAAUAGGGAACCAAGAGCCGAAUGUGGCCCUCCCUGCCCUUGGAACUCUUGUGAGGCCAUGCCCCCUCUCCAGGCCACACCCCUCACCUGCCCCGGCUUUGCCCCCUCCUUGAUUGCUUUUGCCUGGAUGGAACUCUGAUGACACCUCUCCCUUGUCCGGGUGGCGGAUGAACAGUCGCUUUGUAUGUGCAUUAGUUGCUUUGCCCACAAUGGGCAUGCAGGGAAUGUUUGAGAGGUCUGCCCAGGCGCUGGAAGGGGUUCUCUCCGUUCUCAUUUGUUCUCUGUAGGAAGGCCAGGACAGCGGUGGUGUUCAGCAAGAAAGCCACGGAGCCUGGAUUCCCCAGCAUGGAGCCGGAGGUUUUGGUGAGGACUGGUGGCUUGCUUGCAGGGAAGAGGGCAGAGUAGCUUCUUGCAAAGGUAUAUUUACUUGAGAUCAGGGAAAUCAGGAUUUCCAAGUACUUAUUUACUUUGUAGUACUGGCUUAAGGACAGCUCUUUCUGCUCAAAGUGUACGUACCAAUGUCUGGUUACUUAUUGGCCGAAACCUUGAUUCUGAAAUCAUAAUCUUUUAAUUUCUGGCGCUUAUAUCCCAACUUUUUUCCCUCUCCAAGGAGCUCAAGGCGGCAUACAUGGUUCUCUCCCUCAUUUAAUCCCCACAACGACCCUGCGAGGUAGGCUAGGCUGAGAGGCAGUGACUGCCCCCAAAGUCAUCCUGUUCUCACAGCGGCCAACCGGAUGCCUAUGGGAAGCCUGCAAACAGGACCUGAACCCAACAGCACUCUUCCCUCCUGUGGUUUCCAGCAUCUUGUGUUCAGAAACGUGUUGCUUCUGACAGUGAAAGUAGCCAUCGGGGUUUGGAGCCAGUGUUUUCCUUCUCCAGGAAUUUGUCUAAUUCUCUGUUAAAGACACACGCGUUGGUGGCCCUCAUUGCAUCUUGUGGGAAUGAGUUCCAUAGUUUUAACUAUGUGUGAAGAUGUUAUUUCUGUCCUGAAUCUUCCAAUAUUCUAGCAUUGGCUCUAGUGUUUGUGCACGAGUUCUAGCACGUGCCAAGGUUCUGCGGUAUGAGACCAGACACAGUUUUCGGGGCACGUAAUUUAGUAGAUUUGGAGGGCUGUUUUGGGUGUAUGCACUGUGGAAGCUCAGUCAAGCGGUUAAACUCACUGCAGAAAACAGGCACUUAGCAGAGUUGUCAUUUUACUAGGCCAACACCAACAUGCACUUCACAUACAUACACUAUUUAUAGAUGUUACAAGUUAUCUCCUCUCUCUGAGCCCAGAGAGGGCUGUUUCCUUCAAAGUCCAUGCUUGCGUUAAUGUCCACAGCCAAGUCCUUGGUUCAGUUGCUUGCAGAGUCCUUCAACUUAACGAGUUCUCUGAAGUCUGCCGAUUUUCCAACUUCUUCCUCAGAUGAUCUCUUCAAAAAAUAUUCACUCAAACCCACAGUUUCAUUAUAUAACCUUCAACAAGUCCUGCAAUCCCCUAUCACACCAACCCACACAGCAUGCUGUAACCUGAGUUUUUAUACGCAAAGUUUCUCCCAAAUCUGCCCCAUAGCACAGAUAAAAGAGUUAGCCUGCCAGUGCAUUGUGGGGAUUGAACCAUCGUCUCUGCUGACUCAUGGAGAAUUAACCUGUUAACUGCAUUUUUUAAUAGACUGGAGGUAGGUGUAUUUGGGGGGAGAAAACCUUAGCUGAGGUCUGUCCCUUGUUUCUCUCCAGCGAGAUGUCCAGGAGGCCUGCCAGCUGCGCUUCCACUUCCUGAAGACCCUCUUUGAGCGCAGCGUAUCAGGGCAUUUUCCGUAAGAGCCUAUCUUCCACCCCUUUCCCACUUCCCUUACAUUUGUCCCAUGUUUUGUAUACUUUUCUCCCAUUAGCCUUGCAUUGUAGACCUCUCCCUUGCUCCAUGAGUGCCCAGCUUCCGGAUUUCACAUUGGGUAUCUAGAAAAUGAGUCACAGUCUCUUUGGACGGCCCAACAUAGCGCUGGCUAACCGAACUGGGACUCUGAGGUCUCUGCUGCAGUGCUAAUCCUCCAAUUUUUUAGAUGGGGGGGGGUUGCUUUAGUGGGACUUUGCCUGCUUCUGCCAGAUGUUGGACUACAUGACAUUUAAGGUUACCUCUGUCUCGUAUGAUUCUAUGAGAUGUGAUGGGCUGAGCCUGGGAUCUUCUAGAAGGAAAGCAGUUCAUAAUUUUAUUCCCCCCAUGAAAUUCCUGCACUGGCUCCCCAUCUGCUUCCAGGCUUGGUCCAGUGCCAUGGUGUUCCCUUUAUAAAGCCCUUGCAGCUAAAGACCCUCUCCCCAAUUCUACACCCACACAGUUUGUCCUUUCCAAACACCUUAGGUCUUCAAACCGUUUGGGAGUGCCCUUUCCCUUUUGGUAUCCUUCCCCUUUGAAAAGCAUCCUGGUCAUUCUUACCUGUCCUUUUCUCCCUGCCUCCCUGAGCCGGUUUGGGGGAACCUGUGGCCCUCCAGAGAUGUUGCUGGAUUAUGCAUGCUGGGGCUGAUGGGAGUUGUAGUUCAGCCACAUAUGGAGGGCCACAGGUUCCCUAUGCCUGCCCUUGAAUUUCUAACACUCUCUCUUUUUUUCCUUUGGUGUCUCUCAGCAGCGGGAUGAAUGAGGAGCAGCUGAACCCUUCCUACCAGCACUGGCUGAGCAUCGUGGAGGUAGGACCACACAUUGCAGAGCAGCGACAAGGAAGCCUGUUGCUGUGCUUGGACAGCCUGCUCUAUGACUGCCUGUGAGCAGUCUCCUCUCUCUCUCUCUAUCUCUCUGAGGUCAUCCUCACUACCUUUCCCUGUCUCCCCACAGAAAGUAGCUGGCUCUCACCCUCCAGCCCACAUCCUUUCAGCCCUGGAGCACCUUGCCCUGCAGAACACACAGCAGCUGCAGGAGCUCACCACCAGCAUCAACAUUCCUAGGGAUGUGGAAGCCCUCAAGUAGGUCCUGUCCUGGGGGAGAGGGGUGGCGGCGUUGGGUCUCCUGGGCUAAUGACGCCACCCAGCACCCCCGGGCAACCUCUGGAGAGGUCCGGAGGGUGGCAGCAUGAGAACGGGACUUUUCUGCAGUGGCUCUCUAUUGGUAGAAUGCUCUCCCCAGGGAGGCUCCCCUGGUGCCUUCAUUUAGGUGCCAGGCAAAAAUGUUCCUCUUCAAUCAGACAGCCACAGAUUGACAGCCAGUGCCGUGGAAGGCGGGAUUAUUGGGUUGUCUUUGUUUUUGUUUUCAUUAUGUAUUUUCUGCUUUUUUAUAUUGUGAUGUUUAUUUCAUGAACUGCCCUGAGACCUGGGGCGUAUAGGGCAGUAUGCAAAUUUAAUUAAUUACUAAAUAAUAAUAGUAAUGAGGCACGGCCAGGGAAGGUUGUGACCUAGGGAGAGGAGGCAUGGACUGGGGAGAAGGUCUGAGGUUCUUCACUGGCUCCCGUUUCAAUUACCCGCAAUGUCUCUCUGUGGAGCAGAACUGUGGGGAACUUAACCUGGCUGGCCCCGAACCAGCUAUUUUUUACAGAAGCAUCACGGUUCUUUGGCACCAGUAAGCCCAUCAAGGCUCAGGGGAAGUGGUGGGGGUGGAGGGAAACGCACAAUGUCCAGCAAUCGCUCAAAGUCAGAGGCUUCCCCUCGGUAUCUCAUGAGGCACUUCGGGGUCUACAGUUCUCUCCUUUCUGCCCCAUGCUCAGGUUUCGCUAUGAUAAUGCCCACCUGGAGGAUGUCUCGGAGCCAAUGAAUGACCUGCCCUCUGUCCGGACCCUCAUCCAGGUGACGGCCCUUGGCGCUCCCUUGUGGCUGAAUGUAUAGCUAUGGUUCACACAUGGUCUGUUUUAUCUCUCGUGAAUAGGGCUGUCAAACACCUACCUUGUCUGAGUUUCUGAAUGAGUGCCAUUUCCAAUGCAGCUUUUGCUUCGGCCAGUUCAUACAUUCAGUUCUUCACUGCUUGAAAGUGCUUGUGCUGCUAUAUUCACUGUUGUGUGAAUUCUGAGAGAGCUAACUAAAGACACCGGUUAUCUGAAAACUUGUUUCCUUGGAAGUGUAUAAUUGAUCUCUCCAAAUUAUUUUGGGCAGCAGGAUUUAAGGCGGAUCUGGUGAUAAGGACAUUGGAAGCUAUGUUUCUGAGCAUUAUUCAAAGAGCUGGUCCUGACUUUUAAAGCCCUAAAUGGCCUUGGCCCUGUAUACCUGAAGGAGCGUCUCCACCCACAUUGUUCAGCUUGGACGCUGAGGUCUAGCUCCAAGGGCCUUCUGGUGCUUCCCUCACUAUGAGAAAUGAUGUUAGAGGGAACCAGGCAGAGGGCCUUCUCGGUAGUGGCACCCACCCUGUGGAACGCCCUCCCAUCUGAUGUCAAGGAAAUAAACAACUCUCUGACUUUAAGAAGACAUCUGAAAGACAACCCUGUAUAGGGCAGUUUUUAAUGUGUGAUGUCUUACUGUGUUUUAAUUUGUUGGAAGCCGCCCAGAGUGGUUGGGGCAAUCCCGGUAGGUGGGUGGCAUAUAAAUAAAUUAUUAUUAUUAUUUAUUAGCUGCCUUCUACUGAGUCAGACUUUGGUCCCUCGAGUUCAGUUCCGUCUGCACUCGAUCGGCAGCAGCUCUCCAGGCUUCCAGACAGGGGCUUUUCCCUGCCUUGCCUGGAGAUGUCAGGGAUUGAACCUGGGACUUCCUGUGUACGAAGCAGAUGCUCUGCCACUGAGCCAAACCUUCCCCAGCUUUGUCAGCACUGUCAUUUUCCAUAGGGGUUGGGUGCCAAAGAAAAGGGGGAGCUCAUAGUCUUUGCUUUCCUUCUUCCUGGUUUGACAUCAACUGAUAGGAAGUGCCUACAGAGGGUGGUGAAUACAGCACAAGAUAUUAUGGGCUGUCCCGUGAAUCCGCUGGAGGAAAUAGCGGAAGAAGGUUGCCUCAGGAGAGUGAGGAAAAUCCUCAGGGAUGAUUCACACCCUGACCAGCACUUUCUUGAUCUCCUGCCCUUGGGCAGAAGAUAUAGAAGCAUGCUUAGUCGCAUCAACAGGGUAAAGAACAGCUUCUAUCCGUGGGCUGUGAGGCUGCUGAAUGAAAAGAUAACAACAGGGCAACUGACUUUCGGGUUUGGUGGGUGUGCGUCAGUAAACGAGGGGAAUUAAGACUAAGAGAGCUGAGUGGGGGGUGCUCGUGUAAUCUCACUGUAUACAAAUUGUACAUGUGACAAUAAAGUAUGUCAAUUUCAAUUCCUCUCCAGGAGGGCUGGAGCAAGUGCGAGAUGCUUUGUGUGGAGCAGAUCCCUUUAAACGCCCAGGAGAGGAGCCUCUUGGCUCGGCUGGAAGCUGUCGUCAAGGAGAUGCAUAGCCUGCUGUCUGAUGACUCGGAGCGCUCUAUCCUGGCCAGGUGAGAAGACGGAUCUUGCAGUUGCGGUUCCUUCAGGGGAGACCAUGAGCAGCAAUGGAGCCGUGCAUCUCACUUUUAAAAACAAAACUCUAAGCCAGUGUUUCCCAAAGUGGGCGAUACCAGCCCCUGGGGAGGGGGCAGUAUGCUGGAACGACCCAGGGGGGCAGUAGUAGUCUUGGGUGCAAUUGGGGGGUGUUGAAUAAAAAUAAGGGCAGUGGAAGCAAACGGGGAAACACCCAUAAAUAAAAUAAGUGCACUGUGUGAACAGACACGUGUCAGGGAUUCUCUUCCCCCUUUUUUUCAUGCCUCCCAUCCCAGAGCUGCGUUUGAGCUGGAGCUUCGGGCCGUGCGGUUGAGGGGAUACAGAGACGGACUUCUGCAGGGCUGCCGGGAGCUGGAAGAGGCAGUGAGGACCCGGCACGAGGAACUGCAGGCUGUGCAAGCUAAACGCCAGAGCAUCCUGGACUUCCGCCACCUGGUGGUGAGUGUGUGGAAGGGAGGAUAAAUAUUCGAGGGGGAAAGAGUUGUGUGGGUCUCGGGAUCAUAGGUGUGUGGAGUUGGAAGGGGACCUCCAGGGUCAUCUAGUCCCACCCCCCGCCAUGCAGGAAUCUCUUGCCCAACGUGGGGCUUGAACCCACGACCCUGAGAUGAACAGCCGGCAUUCUCUACCAACUGAGCUAUCCGAGCAAUAGAUCUAGAGAAUCUGAGGCGUAGGGUCAAAAGCCUUGAGACAAUACUGAUUAGAAGCCAUUUUGGCAUGUAAGCAGGAUGUGAAUGAAUAAUAAUAAUUUAUUAUUUAUACCCCCGCCCAUCUGGCUGGGCUUCCCCAGCCACUCUGGGUGGCUUUCAGCAAAAUAUUAAAAUACAGUAAUGCAUCAAACAUUAAAAGCUUCCCUAAACAGGGCUGAUUAUACAGAAGGAUGUCAACUUCCGCCCCCUGUCCCCCCGCAUAAAUAUAAUGGACUGCAAUACCCAUCAUCCCUGGCCACAGGCCAUGUUGAUUGGCUGGUGGGGCCUCUGGCAACAUCUGGCAGGUGCUGUAUUGGUGGAGGUUGUUAAAAGCCCCCCCUUUCCCUUUUCAGAGUGCCCUGUGAAGUGGAAUGGUUUGUUUAAACCACUCUGGGAAUUUUAGCUCUGCGGGGGUCUCCUGACAACUCCCAGCACCCUUAACAAACUUCAGCUUCCAGAAUGCUUUGGGGGAAGCUGUGACUGAAGUGGUGCCAUACUGCUUUUACUGGAUGAUGUGAAUGUGGCCGUGUGUGUGUGUGUGUGCGUGUGUGCGUGUGGUGUGCCUCUGCCAUUAGGAGAGGCUUUGGGGGAAGGGGGUGCCUUGUGCAGUCUUUUGAAAAGUAGCUCCUUAAUCUCCCUUCUCUGCCUCCUUCCUACAGAAUGAGAAACAGCAGCACAUCCGGGCGCUCAUCAAGGGAACGUCGUAUCUUAAAUCACAGCUUCGCAAGGACCAGGCAGAGGCAAGAUCUGAGGCUCCCUUUCACCUCCACACAAAUAUAUUUAUGGCAAUGUGCCAGAAUCUGUUGCUUAGAAGUUGGGAGAUGAAGUCUGGCUAUGUAAAAAGGAGGGCAUGCUAGAUGUUGGGGUCAGGCUAAGGGGCAGCAGCAGAUUCUGAGAGGACCAGUGUGGACUACCAGCUCCCAUCAGCCCCUUGCAACAUCCCCAUUGGUCAAGGCUAAUGGGAUUUGUAGCCCAACCUGGUGCCCUCCAUUAAAUUAUCUUAGAAUUGUAGACUGAAAGGGUCAUCUAGUCGCUAGGUUUCCCCAUACCUAAUGCACCAUCUGCUUAAAGCCAGACUGGUCAUGCUACAAAAUUCAUAUGCUGGACCUAAGAAUCUGCCUUAUGCUAGGUUGGUCUAUUUGCCCACCCAGCCCAGGAUUAUCUCGUCUGACUGGCACCUGCGGUUCUCCAGGAUCUCGGGCAGAGGUGGGUCUUUCCCAUUAGCUGUUUCCUGGCCUGUUUAACCGACGAGCACUAGGAAAGGCAUGGCAUAAGAGGAAGAUGAAUUUGGAGGGAGGAGGAAAUCUGCCAACAGCAAUGCAAGUUCUUAGUUGAAUGCUGGUCUUCUAAUGGCCAGCUAGGAUACAAGAGCUCGGGGAAGAGGCACCAAAAGUUGCUGUUCUCUCAGCUGCACUGACAGAGUGGCCCUACACCCCACCUAUUCCCUCCUCCUGCAGCCUGAUGUAACGACUGCUGCCGGGUGACCAUUGAUAGAGGAUGGAGCACGGCUUCUUAGCAGCAAGGAUCGUGGCAUUUAAUAAUAAUAAUAAUUUUAUUAUUUAUACUCCACCCACCUGGCUACGUUUCCCCAGCUACUCUGGGCGGCUUACAGCACAUAAAAAAUUGUAAAACAUUAGAUAUUAAAAACUUCCCUAAACAGGGCUGCCUUCAGAUGUCUUCUAAAAGUCAGAUAGUUGUUUAUUUCCCUGAUAUAUGAUGGGAAGGCAUUCCACAGGGCGGGCGCCACUAGCAAGAAAGCCCUCUGCCUGGUUCCCUGUAACCUCACUGCUCACAGUGAGGGAACCACCAGAAGGCCCUCGGAGCUGGACCUCAGUAUCCAGGCUGAAUGAUGGGGUGGAGAUGCUCCUUCAGGUAUACUGGACCGAGGCUGUUUAGGGCUUUCAAGGUCAGCACCAACACUUUCUUUUUAAAAAAAUAAUUUUUAUUAACAGGCCAAUCAAAUCACAUUAUUUCCAAAUCACAUUAGUUCCAAAUUAUACAGCCAGAUUUUUAAAUUUUGUUGGGGGUCCCCAUACUUCAAGCUCCGAACGGGGGUCCAAGCAUCACUUAUAUUGCUGCUUUAAUUAGACAGUUCUAUCCAGUUCUGUCCAGAUAGUCUCUUUAUUACUUUCUUCAUUUUCUUGUUGUUAUCAUAUAUUCCUUUCUUGGCGAUCUCUGAUAAUCUUCACAAGCGGGUUGGAAACAAACAUCCUCUGUGUGGGUUUUAGACUCUCCCAAAAAUCAUAUCACGUAGGGACAGACGCCAUUCCACACUUCCGUAAAGAAUUUAUCCUCGGUCUGUCCUUUAAUUUUCCCAGGCUUGCCAAGUAUAUCACAAAGGGCUCUGCCAGGUUUAGAUCACAUUCCAAUCGUCAUUCAUAUUCCGAUGAUCCUGGUCCUCCGCCCCCCGUCUUUCUUAGACAAGCCUGUCUUAGCGAGACGCCAUUUAAAACUACGUCAUAAAAACUUUCCUAUGUUCUCCAAUGUUUACCAAUCCUCUCUUUGAUCAAUAAUUCACUCCACACAGUUCUUGAAUUCCUGCUUGUGAUUAAUAAAAUGCAACGAUCUUCUUUCUGGGGUGGAGGGUUAUUAAUACUCACAUAAGGCAAAGAAAAGAAAAGUUUUUUCCUCCACCCCCCCCUUCCAUUUCACUCCAAACAUACCAGUCUCUUAAUGGUGAUUCAUCACUUGAUUUAUUUGUCCCGUCCGUCGCUCUGGUCACAGAGAUCCAUUAAUCAGCAGUCUUAUCUCCCGAACUUCGCUUGAUGUAUGUGCUUUAGCUUCUUUCCAAUUAUAUGUUUCCAAUUAUAUUUUCGAGCUAAAGCGAACCAGGGCGCUGAUUGGAGACAGCGUCAGGAAGAGCAGACUUCACAGAGGGCUUGUGCCAAGUGACCGGGCACCCCCUUCUUUCGAAUCCAGUGGUGCAUUAUGGACACCGCUGGCAAGGCAGUCCCCCCCAUCUCCUUGGGGGGGUGGGAAGGCUGCAUACUUCCCAUAGCAGCCUCUUAAUUACCUCGUGUGGAUCGGAGAGAUGUUAUUGUUGGCCAUCUUCCAAUGCGCCACCUGGUGGCCCCCCAGCACCAACACUUUCAAUUGUGAUCGGAAACGUACUGGGAGCCAAUGUAGGUCUUUCAGGACCAUUGUUAUAUGGUCUUGGUGGCCAUUCCCAGUCACCAGUCUAGCUGCCGCAUUCUGAAUUAGUUGUAGUUUCCGGGUCACCUUCAAACGUUGCAGUAGUCCAAGUGGGAGAUAACCAGAACAUGCACCACUCUGGCGAGACAGUCUCAGCCUGAUUACCUGAUGGAGCUGGUAGACAGCUGCCCUGGACAUAGAAUUGACCUGCGCCUCCAUGGACAGCUGUGAGUCCAAAAUGACUCUCAGGCUGUGCAGCUGGUCCUUCAGGGGCACAGUUACCCCAUUCAGGACCAGGGAGUCUUCCACACCUGCUCGCCCCCUGUCUCCCCAAAAACAGUACUUCUGUCUUGUCAGGAUUCAACCUCAAUCCGUUAGCUGCCAUCCAUCCUCCAACCUCCUCCAGACAUACUGCCGCUAGAGUUGUUCCUGACCCAAGUGGGGCUCUGCAACGUUGAGGACUAGAAACUUUCAAAAUAAAUCUUAUAAAAAGUGCAGCGAGGAGACCUGGGAUUCCGUGUUCUGCACCUGGGAGCAGAGGUACUGUGGUUACGUGGCAGCUUUGUGACCAUGCUGGUUUUUCUUUUAUGUCUCUCCAUCAGAUCCAAGACUUCAUAGAAAAGAAGCUGCUGCCUCAAGAGCAAUUGGUGAAGGGAGCAGCAGAGCAACUGGAGGAUAGGGUGGACCGCGAGGUUCGACAGUUUGGGACCAUCGCUCUGCCUUGCCUGCUGCGCCGCGAUCUCCCUGCGUGAGUCCUCCUGCUCCCCUCCCUAUGGAUGAGCAACGCUGUGGGCUCUAGAAACAGGAGACCCCCACAUUGGGCAGCAAGAUACCUACUUCUAAGUUUUUUAACAGAGCAAAGUCACACUUGGCCGUGUCUCCUGAAAUCGUUGAGGCUGGAGAACUGGCUGCAAGUAAGAGUAGGCCUCCUUGAUCCUGGUGUUCCCCAGAUGCCCUUGAACUGCAACUGACCAUGGGCCAUGCUAGAGUUGAGACAGCAGGGUGGGCAAGGCUGCUAAAGACUUUUGCUGGUUGGAGGCGGAUGGUUAAUUGGUCCUGGCUCCUCCUGCGAUGAUCAAAGCCGGAAUAAUGUACUUGAAACAAGUACAAAUAGUUAAAGUGUAUUCAAAUGAGAUUGAUGUGGGUUCCGAGUCUUGUCCUUCUCUGAUGCAUAAUCUGGAGGGUGGUUAAUUUAUAUUUUAAGCCUGACGGUGCUUAGAGCUGUGUGUAUCGCAUGGCCCCAUCUGCACUACACAUUUGAAGCAGUAUCAUGCCACUUUAAAUUGCCAUGCCUUCCUCCAGAGAAUCCUAGGAACUGUGAAGGGUGCCAAUAGUUUCUUGGGAGUCCCUUAUUCCCCUGCCAGAGGUAUAAUUCCCAGAGUGGUUUAACAAUCGGGGAACUCUGGGUAUCGUAGCUCUGUGUGGGGCACAGGGCUCUCCUAACAACUCUUGCUGGCCUUUACAUUUCCCAGGAUUCUUUGGGGGAAGCCGUAAAGGAUUCAAAGUGGUAUGAUACUGCUUUAAAUGUAUAGCGCGGACUGGGCCCAUGUUCGUACCUCAAGCAAGCACACAAAUGUGUGUGCGUUGGGAUCAGAAUGCAUCCUCCAUUUUUGAUUUGAAGACAAGGGGUGGAGAGGAAAUUGUGAGCCCUUCUUUCUGACACACACACUCACCCAAAAAUAUUCCAGGUCUCAGCGAAUCCCCGCCCAUGAGCUUUCUAUCCACCGCCUGAGCCGAACAGCGCCAGCCGUGUACCAGCCCUUCCUCAAUGUGUGCCAGGGAGUUGCCUUCCCUCUCUACAAGGUGAGUGCCUCUCUGCUGCGGGCUUGGUUUACAUCUAGGUGGGGUGUGGGGAGGAAGCUAACUGGGUUGGAUCACUUGAAAUAACUCCCCCAAUAGCCCAGUGGUAGAGCCCAUGCAGGAAGUCCUGAGUUCACCUUUUUGUUUAUAGCAGGACAGCAGGCACUCACCUGUGACACUCCAGCUUUUGCUAGACUGCUACUCCCAUCAUCCCCAGCCACCAUGGCCCAGAGGUCAGGGAUGGUGGGAGCUGUAGUCCAGUAGUGUCUGGAGGGCCUCAGGUUAGCCAUCUCUGUGUUAAAAGGAUCAGGAAACAGGCGGUGGGAGCAAUGCCAGGAGUCAUACUGGGCUUCAUGGACAAAUAGCCUGGCCUGGUGCAAGGUGGCUUCCCCAUGUUCCUGGGAUCCCACACAGCCUUUUUUGCAGGUUCCUUUUCUAGCAAGAAAAAAUGUGUUCUAGCGGCUUUGCAUAUUAUGCAGAAGCCGACACAAUUGCCAUGGCCUGUCUGUGAAAGCAGAGAGCUCUGGGCGACUCCAGUUCCGUGAAGUGUGCAUUUGUAUUCUGUAUGCACCUUUAGGUAUGCCCUAGUUUAUAGAACAGGACAGGAUUUUGUUGGAUUAGUCUGUCUCUGGGGCUGGGCGAUAACUGGUUUUCAACAUCGUGACAGAUCACCUGCUAAACAUCGCGAUAUGCCACAAUGUCUGAAUUAAUGUAGAGGCAUUGUCUGGCUUCACAGUUUCUCCCCACAUUGCGUGUGCGUUAUGCAAAAAUCACAUCAUGGUUUGCAAUAUAUUGCCAGGUCAAAAAUUGUGAAACUGAUAUCAUACCGGUUUUGACUUCAAACUGGUUUUGGGCAAUAUAUUAAUAUAUCGCCCAGCCAUAUCCAUCACCCGUAUCAAGAGAACAAAAUGCAGUUCAUUGCCACAUCAAACAAAACGUCUGUUUCUUGGGUGAAAUAGCUGGAAAUUAAACAUGGAGCUUUAUUUUUAAUAGGGCUGCUGCUUGUCAAAAUGACUCGGUACCCUUAACUCCGAACCUUUACCAGUGGUCUAAAAUCCGCCCUAGAUAACUUUUUCUAAAAUGGGAGGCCUUCCUGUUUUGCUCUCCAGCAUCUUGUUUUGAUGUCUACUGUGCCCUGUGCUCCAUCAUUCCUCUCUUUCUCCAGGCCCCGGAGGAGCUGCUCGUGCACACCACAGAGCUGAAGAAGAUGCUCAUUCUCCUGCGUGCCCAACUUGGCUCAAAGCAGAGGGCACUGGGAAGCCUGCAGCGCCAGCUGGAUAACUCCCCGGAGCCAGAUGCGCAGGGUGAGUCGGCCUUAGCGUGGCACCUCUUGGAGAAGGGAGCCGUGGCUUGUGGGUGAAGCAUCUGCUUCCCAUGUAAAGGUCCCAGCUUCAGUCACCAGCAUCUUCAGUUAGGGCUGGGAAUGUCCACUUCCUGAAAGAGCCCCUGCCAAGUCAGUGCAAAACCAGGCAAGGGUGUAUGUGGUUUUUUCCCCUACAGCCAGAGGGCCACAUUCCUUUCUAGGCAAGCUUUUGAAGGCCAUGUGCCAGUUGUGGGUGGGGCCAGAAGCACAAGUGGGCAGAGCAACAGGUAAUAAUAAUAAUAAAAAUUUGUUUGUACCCCGCCCAUCUGGCUGGGUUUCCCCAGCCAUUCUGGGCAGCUUCCAACAAAGAUGAAAAAUACAUUAAAAUACAUCCUUUGUACAAUAGGCUGGUUUCUACACACACACACACACACACUCACUCACUCUCGCUCCCUCUGUACAGUGGUACCUCAGGUUAAGUACUUAAUUUGUUCCGGAGGUCCGUUCUUAACCUGAAACUGUUCUUAACCUGAAGCACCACUUUAGCUAAUGGGGCCUCCUGCUGCCGCCGCACCACCAGAGCACGAUUUCUGGUCUCAUCCUGAAGCAAAGUUCUUAACCUGAGGUAAUAUUUCUGGGUAAGCAGAGGCUGUAACCUGAAGCGUAUGUAACCUGAAGCGUAUGUAACCCGAGGUACCACUGUAUUCUCCAUUCAAGCAAGAGGCAUUAUCGGAGUUCCUGCCAAGCCAAAACACUGGAAUAGGCCUAGUUUCCUCACCUGUGGCCCUCCACCAGUGGCUCAACCAAUACCCAGCAAUGUUCUUUCUCAGAAACACUGGAAAAUACCUUAUAUGCCAGUGGUUUUCAACCAGCGUGCCGUGGCACACCAAGGUGCUGCAAGCAACAGGGGCUACUUCCGUAGCUGCCCGGAGGACUCUCAAGGAGAGGAGAGGGGAGGCAGAGGGAACACUCCACAAGGGAGGGGUUUCAAAAAGAGGUGAGGGGCUACAGGCUCUGCAGACAAGGGGUGACAUAGCUGGACUUCUGAGGCUCAGAGCAUGUUUCCCCACAGAGAAGCAGCAGGAAGAAUGUGGCUGGUCAAGGGAGCCAUGGACUCAAAAAGGUUGAAAACCUCUGUCUUAUGCUAACUCCAGGAAUACACUUCCUUCCAUUCUGUGUUAGGCUUCAUUGGUGCAAGCAGGGAGUUGCUACUACCAUACUACUUCAAAAAUGCAUUUUUCGUUUCCGUUUUUGCGUAUGAUGUGGACUAACCCCGAGGCGACCCACAAGUUGAGGGAGGUAAAAAACCUCCGUACAUAGUUGCUGCUUGAUACUCAGUGAGUUCUUCCCAAAUCUCCCUCCCCCCCAAGCUCUCGUGCGGGAGGUGCAGAGCCACGAUGAGGAGCAGGUCCGUGAGCUGCUGCCCCGGAUCCAGCACAUGACGGAUCAGUGCCGGUGUCGUAUUGAGCGUUGGCAGGAGGUACAGGCUGUUGUGGAUGCCUGGUAAGUGGAGGGAGGUUGGCAAGCCAUUGUGGGAUAUAUUCCUGAGCCUAGUCCCUUCCGGAUGCAGUUGGGACCACAACUCCCAUCAUCCCUGGCUGUUGCCCAUGCUGCUUGGGGCUGAUGGGAGUUGGUGGAUUAGGGCAGCCUUACUCAAACAUGGGCCCCAUCAUCCGUGAGGAAUAAUGUGUGGGUAGUGGGCAAUAGGGACAUGGUGGCGCUGUGGGUUAAACCACAGAGCCUAGGACUUGCUGAUUAGAAGGUCAGUGGGUCGAAUCCCUGUGACGGGGUGAGCUCCCGUUGCUUGGUACCUGCUCCUGCCAACCUAGCGGUUCGAAAGUACGUCAAAGUGCAAGUAGAUAAAUAGGUACCGCUUCAGCGGGAAGGUAAAUGGUGUUUCCGUGCGCUGCUCUGGUUUGCCAGAAGCGGCUUAGUAAUGCUGGCCACAUGACCCGGAAGCUGUACACCGGCUCCCUUGGCCAAUAAAGCGAGAUGAGCACCACAACCCCAGAGUCGGUCACAACUGGACCUAAUGGUCAGGGGUCCCUUUACCUUACUGGGCAAUAGAUAUAGGACACAAUAUAGAAUUUAACCUCUGGUAAAAACUCUGGAAAAGUGAUUUGAAGUUCACAGCAUGUUAUUCUUUGAAGGAGAACUACUUGACAAUGAUUUACAGAUGGUAUUUAACUCCGAGUAGGCUUGCUAAGAUGUAUAAAGUGCUGGAGAUGCAAAGAAAACGAGCGAGGCCCCAACCAAAGAAGAAUGGCAACUCAAGUUGACAGAAUAUUCGCAGCUUGCAGACUUAACAUAUAGAAUAAGAGAACAAGAACAUACGUUUAGAGAAGAUUGGAAAAUGUUUAUUGAAUAUGUUUAGAUGGAUGUAAUAAUGGAAUACUGAAUAGUAUAGCUUUUGUAAAAUGGUAUAGCUUUUGUAAAAUGUGCAGGGAUUUAGGAUAUGUAAAAUGAACCAUGGAAAAACAAGGGAAGCCAUUAAUAUUUUAAGGAUGUAAAAAUGAGUGCUUUAAAUUGUAAAACAGAAAUAUAUAUAUACAGUGGUACCUCAGGUUAAGAACUUAAUUCGUUCUGGAGGUCCGUUCUUAACCUGAAGCACCACUUGAGCUAACGGGGCCUCCCGCUGCCGCCGUGCGAUUUCUGUUCUCAUCCUGAAGCAAAGUUCUUAACCCAAGGUACUAUUUCUGGGUUAGCGGAGUCUGUAACCUGAAGCGUCUGUAACCCGAGGUACCACUAUAUAUGGAAUAAUGUGUGGAUGGUCCAGUAUCCACCCCAAUGCAAUGGCAUGUUGUGGGAUGCACCUGCAAAAUAAACCCCACAGUCUGGAGGAGCCCUAGUUGACAGGGAUUUCUGCCUUCACCCUUAAAAAAGAGAAAGAAAUUGGUGCACAGGACCCAUCAGCUCUGAGAUUCUUGGGGAGGUUUUUGGAGGGGGAUGAGGUGGGGGGAGUCCUUCAAAAACUAGCCCAGCUGCCACUCUGAAACACCCUCUCUGUUUUCCCUCUUCCAGGUGGGAGCAACCUGCGCAGUUUGUACUCCCCACUGAGCGCCGCCUUGGCUUCACCCUGCAGCAGUGGCUGGAGCGCUGGACCCUGGCUUCCAGAGCUCUGCAACAGAAGCAGCAGCAGCAACACCAGCAGCAGAGCUGGGUCUGAGACCAGGGUGGGAGAGUGCUGGGCAUUUGUGUCAAAAUGGCACACACACACACAUGCCACUUGCUGGAAUAUAGGUAUCUAAGCCUAGCUGCACUCAUUACCGAAGGGGCACGGCAUAGGUCAGGCUGCUAUGGGGAGGAACCUAAGAGCUGUCUGUCUCUCUGUCUCUGUCUCUGUCUCUCUCUCUCUCUCUCUCUCUCUCUCUCUCACACACACACACACACACACACACACACACACACACACCAGCAUCCUUUCUUGCUGUAAGUUACGAUUUGAUAAGUAGAAUGUGCCUUCGUAUUUUCUAAUUCUUUGGAAUAAAUCUUACUGCAUCAAAA